AUGCCAACCCAGCAAAUACUCGGGGAGGCUCCUUCCGGCCAAUUGCGCAACACUGGUCAGCGGCAGCCCCCUUCUGGCCAGUCGACGCCGCAGAGUACGCUGAGUAGCGAAGAGGACAACCCACUUACAAAGAGCCUAUUCGUAAAGAAAGGCUCUUAUACAGAAAAGAAAGAUCACAUGCAAGAGAUAAAAGAAAUAUGGUUGUUUUCUGGCAGUCUUUAUGAUUUCUUCUUCCCCGAUUUGAACAUGCUACUUCGAAGGAGAAAUGACCAUGAAAUUGGAGGGUUGUAUAGGGACAGUGUGCAACAGGGUGAUGACGUUCCAAAAGUCAUCAUCUGCGUAACCAUAUUAGAUUUGCAUUUACUACUUCGAGAGGAAGCCGACAACGAAGGAGUAGAUGGAAAAAGGACAGAGGACGAGAAACAAGACGCUGAAAAGAUAACAAUUGACUCUGAUAAAAUUAAUAUUGAAGUUCAAAUAGUAUUUGACGACGCAUUUUGCUCAACAAAAAACGGCCGUGAGGUUAAUGAAUAUUUGCUCCAGUUUAUGUCAUGUUUGCAAAAGGCCGUUGGUUCUGUUUUGAAAGACAAGGAACUCGUGAGGUGGAAUAAGACUUUCAAAAAGAAAAUGGUUCAGACACCUUAUGGCGGACAAUUCAUUUUACAACUACCAGGCGGAACACAUGUGACGGUACAUUUGAAGGAUAAGAAAAAGAUAAGGGCCCGAAAACGAUGGUCGCAGGUGAUGUAUAUGUACUAUUGUUUAUUGUAUAAAAUGGAAAAGGCCUAUCCAGAUACCUUCAAAGACAAGCUAAAGAACACAUUCAUCCUAACGCUUGACGGCGAUGUAGACUUUAAGCCGAAGUCAGUUCUGCGAAUGAUGGAUCGAAUGAAGAUGAACAGCCGUGUCGGAGCAGUUUGUGGCAGGAUUCAUCCCAUAGGUUCAGGUCCAAUGGUCUGGUACCAACAGUUCGAAUAUGCAGCCGGACACUGGCUUCAAAAAGCAUGCGAACAUAUAUUUGGUUCCGUCCUCUGUUGUCCUGGAUGCUUUUCUAUAUUUCGAGCAUCUGCCCUAGUUGACGAUAACGUCUUGAAAACGUACACUCGAGAGCCAGAGGCGGGAAUUCACCUUGUGCAGUUUGAACAAGGCGAGGACAGAUGGCUUUGCACUCUUCUUCUUAAACGAGGAUACAAGAUAGACUACUGCGCAGCCUCAGAUGCAAAAACGUUUGCACCAGAGAACUUUUGGGACUUCUUUGUUCAAAGACGGCGUUGGUCACCAUCAACUUUGGCCAACAUGAUGGACUUGGUACUUUCUUGGAAACAACUAGUACAAAACAACGCAGAAAUCAACCAUUUCUUUAUGCUAUAUCAAUUAGUGCUAGUUGUAACAAGUAUAAUUGCUCCUGGAACUGUCCUUGUUAUGAUAGCAGGGUCAUUUAGUUCAGUAUUAAGUUUGAAGCCAUGGCAUGCAUUUUUCGUAGCCGUGACUCCGGUAGUUUUGUUCGCAGUGUUAUGCCUGACAGUGACUCAGAAAAAGCAGCUCAUUGUGGCCGCAAUACUAAGUACAGCGUACACGUUUGUAAUGGUUAUUGUAACAAUCGGCAUGAUUUUAAACAUUGUGAGCGAGACGGUUCUUUCUCCAAACGUGAUUUUCCUUAUAUUUGUUGGUUUAAUAUUCCUGAUAUCCGCGUUGCUUCACCCUCAAGAGUUCACAUGCUUGUUUCCUGGCUUGCUUUAUUUCGUUUCUGUGCCCUCUACAUUUAUUUUUCUGACAGUGUUUUACGUGUGCAAUCUACAUGACAUCAGUUGGGGUACUCGAGAAUCCAAAUCUCAAUCAUCCCAGUCUGAAGUAGAAAGUGGAAACAAAAGAUCGUCUGUGCGUUUGCUUCUUACUCUUGCUCAACAUUUCCUGCAGGCAAAAGUCGCUGAACUUGAUUCCAAUGGGUUAAAUUUGGACCGCAUUGAACAACAAAGCCAACAAGUUGAGGAAAUUAUAGAUAAUGAAGAUGAUAGCUACUGGAUAAAGGUACAACUAACAGACUCAAAACAAAUACGAGCAAAGACUAAAGCGCAAGAAUUUCAAGAACACUUGAAGGAGAUUGAACAUGAUUUGGAGAUGGAUGCAGAAGUAGAUGAGCCCCCGCCUGAUUAUAUGAGUGAGCCUGAUGUUGAUUAUGACGACAGUGAUGGUGAUACUGUUGCUGAUGUGGCUUAUCAAAGGAAAUGCAAUAUUUACCGUCACAGAAUACAGACUGUGCGCAAUAGGAAACGGCUUUGGCAGCCGAUUGACGCAAGGAUGUAUCAUAUGGACGGUGGUAAUGUUGAUGGAUCUUUUUUACGACCUGGCUUGAAAUACCCUAACCACAAUUUUCUUGGGGGAAGAACAGGCGAUUAG
Messenger RNA from Mya arenaria, 2397 nucleotides. Its product is annotated as chitin synthase chs-2-like. The record is from RefSeq and is a predicted model, not a curated record. Bases 1 to 2397 code for a protein of 798 amino acids. The transcript has 9 exons. Gene Ontology annotation, molecular function: chitin synthase activity. Gene Ontology annotation, cellular component: cell septum; cell periphery. Lineage: Eukaryota; Metazoa; Mollusca; Bivalvia; Myida; Myidae.